UCGGGGAAAAUUUUCACUCAGAACGUUAGGAGCCGCCGAGGAGCGAGGCCAUGAGCCACAAGCAUGAGCAUGGACAUCCCGGAAACCGUAUCCGUGCGCAAGUUCCGCGACUUCUCGGCGCGCCAGAAGCAGGAGCUUUACGAGACGCUGCUGGAGCUGGCCGAGUCCAUAGAGGAGCUGCCCAAGAAGUCGCUGCGCAAGACCCUAGAAGUCACGCUAGCUGUGCUGGAGUACAAGGGGGAGCAAGUGCAGCAGCUACAAGAACAAAGCUUAGCAGGAGGCGGCGGCAAUACAGGAGCAACCUCUGACCGCCGCCUGCAGGACGAGAAUGAGAAGCUGAAAAGAAUGCUGCAGAAGCUGGAGGACGAGCGUGAUGGCCUGAAAAGCAAGACCAAGGAGUUAGGGGAGGAAAUCCGUCAGUUGGAGCUGCGCUUAAGGGAGGCCGCCCAGCAAGCCGAGGCCAGCGAUAAGGACUCCUCGGAUCCACUGUCUGAACUGGACAAGCAGGAACAGCUACUUCAGAACAUAGACUCCAAGAAUAAGCACAUCAAGAGGCUGCUUAAAGAAAUAGAGACACUUCAAAACCAAAAUAUAGUUCAAUCCAAGACCAUAGUGGUACACGAACGCGAACUGCAAAACAUCAAGGCCAAUCUUGUACAGCUCACCCAGAACAUCACCAAAGUGGAGGAGGAACGCAAGUCGCUCAAACAAAAAGAGCAGCAGCUGAACCUAGAAAUCUCUCGACUGGAGGGCAAUGUUACCUUCCUGGAGUUGGAGCGGGAAAAGCAGGAGUUGGAAAUGCGACAGUUCCUUGACAAGUAUGAGACCAAGUCACUCGGCUGGAGACAGGAGCUCGAAGAGCGGGACAAAGAGGUGGAACGUCUCAAGAAACAAUUAGAAGGCAAGAGUACCAACUCGGUGCUGACCACCACAUCCAGCAGCCAAAGUCAACUGGAGCAAGAGCACACUAAGAUGAGACAUCUCCUGGAAUCCCGCGAGCAACGCAUUGAAAAGCUGGAAGCUAAACUCCAGUCGAUGGCCCAGGAGAUGGUCAACUCCACGAAGAUAAUGAAUGAGCUGUCCCUGGAACGAGAGCGUGCUCAGGAUCCGGAGCAGCCUCGAGCCUGCUGCCAGAUGAUCGAGGAACGUUUGCGGGUGGCUAGUGCCCGUAACCAGCAGCUUUCCGAGAUGCUGGAGGCCGCCGAGCAGGAUAACGUUCUCAAGUCCAAGCAGGCUCUGCACGCCUUGAGUGCCUUGGAAGCCUACAAGCGCGGUGAGGAUGGAUUAGUCCCAGCUCUGAGACGAUGCUCUGGGUUGGAACAAAAGCUGGCGGAAAGGGAUAAGCAGCUUAGGACCUACAUCCAGGAGCUGAAUGCACAACAUGAAGUGGUUCAAGAAAACGAGCUGCUACGCCGUCGACUGCAAAUUCCCGAUGAUGUGGUGGUCUUGGCCAAAAAUGUGCGUUCCAAGCAGCGAAACAAGGACAAGCAGAUUGAGCGAUUGACUCUGAAAUUGCGGACAUCCGAGGAGCUGCGUCUUCAGCUGAAGCUGGACAAGAGUGAACUAAGACGAAAGCUUUUGGAACUGCAAAAGGAGAAGCCGCAGCCGCAGCUGGAUGAGUCCCUGCUGCAGCAGCCCAGCGAGGUGGGUGAAGUCCCUCCCAGUGCCCCGCUGGAGAACUCUCCACGGCGUGGCCAGGGCGAUGGAGCAGCCAGCUCUGAAAUGCAGAAUCGUUACGAGGAAGUCCUAGCCGAGAAUGAGACCCUGCGUUCGGGCAUGUACGAGAUUCUGGAGAAGUUGCGGGAAUAUGACGCCACCUCGGAGCACAUAACCAUUGACUCGGAGCUGCUACGUCGUCUUAUCGAAGCUCUUCCUAGUGGAGCGGCCACCCCGCAGCGGCUUCAGGGUCAGCUGCUUGAACUGAAAGCCCGCGAGGAGGCACUGCGUCAACUGUUGCAGCAGCAGAACUACAGUGACUCAGAAACAGGUGAAUUAUCCUCAGUGCAGAGCUUAUGCGAUGUCCCAGAGAUGCCAGAGGAGCCGGCCCAGCCGCAGGAGGAUCCUCAGAUCAACACAGCCACUCGUCCUUCUUCGCCCACUGAAGCCACUGAGGGAUUGCAGCGACCUGUUAUCCUGGCAACGGAUACAGAACAGAGGUCAGAGGUGCAAGCAGAGCUGGCCAUUCUCCGGAAACAUUACGAGGAACUGCGUCUGCACAUGUCAGCCGAUGGCAGCGAGUUGGUCAGCCGGAAUCAGCAGCUCCACGAUCAAAUGGUUACCUUGGAGUUACAAAUGGCUAAACAAAGUAGUUCCUACGGCUUCAUGCGCCAGGACUACGAUCUGCUGCUAAGCGAGGCUAGGAAGCAGGAACUUCGCUUCAUCGAGGACAAGGCAUCCCUGUCCAGGCAAGUGGAGCUGCUAAAGAGCGAGGUGUCAGCCACAAGGAAUCAGUUGGAUGAAGUUCUAAGGCGGCAUCUGUACACUGCCGAGGAGCAGCAGCAGUUGGAACACCGCAACGCCAUCCUGAGCAUGCAGCUGGGCCAGGCGAUGGAGCAGAUGAUGGGAGAGCUAAAGCUGCCCGACAUAUGUGCAGAGUAUGGCAUAAUUAAGGAUAACCACCAGCUCGACUAUAUCACCGCUGAAGACUUUGAGAAGCAGCAACAGGAGCUGGCCAAUUGGAGGACCAAGCAAGCGGAGUUGCAAAGGGAGACCAAGCAGUUGGAGGGACUGCUGCAGGUGGCCAAUGGACAGAUACACUCCCAGCAAAGGUUGCUCAAUGAGAUCACCGAUAACCACAUCAACCUGCGUCACCUGGUGGCCGAUCUUCAAAGCAGCUCCAACGAGAAGCUGAUGCUGGCUAAGGUUCAGCGGGACUUGGAUAGUGUCAAGGCUGAAUGCUCUCGCUUUGAAACAGAGCGAGAGCAACUGCAGCUUAAGGUGGACUCCCUGCAAUCCCAGCUAAUAGCCAGCGAGCUGUCUCUGAAGCAGGCUCAGCAGGACUUCCAGCAGGAGCGAAGCAACAGCGAUAUCAAGCACAAAUUCCUCAAGCAUUCGCUGUUCACUCUGAAAGAUAAAUAUGCCAAAUUUACACCCCUGGUCUUCCUCACCAACUUUGUGUUCGCCUACCAAAAGUUCCAGCGCCGACUGGAGGAUGAUGAAGUUCAGCAGCAUCAGAAAGCAGAUCACAGCGCUUUGAUUGAAGAGCUAACUGAGGGUGUGCUAGGCAAGAUUGCACCCAAUGAGGAGAGUUCCCAGCAGCUGGUCAAGCUCAUCAAGUCGGAGACCCAAUCGAGACUCUUGGAACAGCGCUGUGAGUUGCUGCAAACGAAGCAGCAGGAGCUGCAGCGGGAACUAAGCGAGUUGAGGUUGCGCCAGGCCACCGAUAUGGAACACUGGCAGACCAUACAGGCUCUGUUCGGCGAGGGAGUUGCCCAAGCAUCACCUAAAGUGGAUGCGGAAACCAACACAGAGCCAGCGACUCCCAUUCCAGCAAUGCUUAGAGCCGCCCAGUUGAUAGACAAGCAAUCCUCGCCCAUAGGGUCGCCGCUCAGGCGGCAUCCACAUCUGGACACCUCCACGCAGGUGGAUUCAGUGAAGCUUUCAGAGACAGCCGUCCAGACGAACGGCAUCCUUAGCCAGCAGAAUCAGGCAGUACAGACAGCAGAGGCGGUGGAAGAUAGCAAAAAGGAUACCCAAGUGGAACUACAGCAAGUGCAAGCUUCCCUCCAAGAAGCCAAUCAGCGCAUCGAAAUCCUUUGCAAACAGCUGGAGGCCUCCAGAACGGAGACCCGCGAAUCUGAAAGUCCUCACAGUGGAGUUGUGGAGAAGACCAUACUCUCCUUCCACACAUUGCUCUUGGAGAAGGAUCAGUCCAUACAAAAGUACCAGGACCUCUUGCAAACCGAAAGGGAUCAGAGCCAGCAGGCCAUAAGCAAACAGGCUGCUGAAAACGAAUCCCUUAGAGCCACCGUCAACAAUCUGAACUUUAACAUUAAGACCAAGGAUGCCGAAAUUGAGGAGCUGAAGGCCAAGCUAGAAAAGAAACCCAAAGCACCAGCGGAACGUAGUUCUUCCACAGACGCCAGUUCGGCUUCCGAGGCCUCCAUUCAUGAACUAACGGAUGAGAAGAUUGAGGAGCUUUUCGAGAGCAGCUCAGGGGAUAGAGCUCCAGAAGAGGUUGAGGUGAAUGUGGGUUCAGAAGAACCAGCCAAUGAGGAACCCGAAGGCGAGGAGGAGAAACAGGAUACAGAGGAGCUCAAGGAACUGCCCACUUUGCACAAGCAGAUCAAGGAUCUGAAGGAUAGACUGGAAUACAGUGAGAGGAACCUGAAAACUAGAGAAGAGGAAGUGGAAAUACUAAAAGAAAAGUUGAAACUCUGCCAGGAUAGAGAGAAAUCCAUUGAGAGUAAUGCCCCUCCAGAGAUGGAUCAACUACGCGUCUUCCUAGAUGAAAAGGAUAAGCACAUUAAGGACCUGAUGGAUACAUUAAAGAACUUCCAUGACGACCAGCAGCGCUACAUCAAUGACACUUCCAAUUUCUCCGAGGAGCAGAUAGCCAAGCUGGCGGCAGAUCUUAAUCGCACAGAGGCCACCAACAAGAUCUAUCACACCCAAAUGGAGGCACUGCGUCGCCAACUGGCCAAUGUGACGCAGCGUGAAAAGCAGGCUCGCGAUCUCAGUCAAUCCCUACGCCAGCAGCUGCUCAAGCGUCCGGUGGUGUCCAUCAAGACAGAGCUUAAUGCUAGGACAAAGAACGAGAACCAACAGAAACGAAUCCACCAACUGGAGGCGGAUCUAGAUGAGGCACGUGGCCAGCUACAGCGCCAACAGAGGCUUCUGGAGGCCAAGCGCACCAAGAGUGCCAAUGAGGUGGGUCUCUGGGAAAAGCAAAAGCGUUGGCAGCAGACGGCGGAAAAGAACAAAGCAAGAUUGGAGGAGACAGAACUGGCUCUCGAGAAAACCCGCAGUCUCCUGCAAGCAGCUCGUACAACCAUAGCCCGGCUGGAAAAGGAUAAGCAAAUGCUGGAAUCCAAAGUAGGCAGGAAUGGAGCCGCCAGCAAUGGAUCCGGCAAUGCCCUCAAGUGCUGCCGCACUCCAUCGUGUCCCAAUCUGCAGCAUGUGGGCGUGAGCAAGUUCACUCCGUCGCCGUCGGAGAGUCCGGAGACCUAUACGGGUCCCAGCAGCGAGUGCAGCUCCCCCGCCCAUCAUCCCCAGUCCAGUGAUGCUCACUUUUAUGACCAGAGUCACGCGGAUCUCAUAGAAGCCCUUAAAUCCCGCAUAGAGCUGCAGCAGCGGAAGAUCAUAGCCAUGGAACUGGAGGGUAGGGGCAGUAAUGCCUUGACCACGGAGCUUGAGAAACUACAGGAAAGAUGCCAGGCCAUAGAAGCGCAGAAUAUACGCUUGGAGUCGAGAAAUCUGCAGCUGCAAUUGGAUUCGGAUCUCCUGAAGCAGGGUGACAGCAGCGAUCGGUUGCAGAAGCGCAUUAAGCACUUGGAGGAUUACAUUUUGGCCUUGAAAGAGGAAAUGGCUCGCAACGAAUCCCGGCGGGAGCUGUGUAAGUGCAGCGGCCUGAAGGUUAACACCAAUCAGGGCCAGUCGGCGGAGCACACCAUUCUCUCGCUGCGUAAUCUCGUAGAGAAACUGCGUUCUGAGAAUAAGUUCCUCAAGGACGGCCGUAGAUCCACGGAGUCACGCAGCUCUAUAGAUUCCACGCCUGCCGAGGCGGCGAGGUUGCAACAGCAAAAUGCAGAGGCGCUGGAGAAGAUUAACGCCCUUCAGCAGGAGCUGCAAAAGCGUACCAAGUGCGAACAGUGCGGCGGACGCAGCAAGGACGCCGCCAACGAGGAGCUCAAAUACAUCAAGGAGCAACUGGUGAAGAAGACGCAACUCCUGCAAAAAGCUAAGGUCCUGCUGACGCGCGCCGCCGCCAAGGAGAAGGUGCUGCGGGAACAGCUGGCCCUGUGGAAGCGCAAGUGCUCCGAGCUGCAGAACGUGCCCGUGAUUGAUGAAAUUAGCGAAUAAGUCAUUAUUUUAACGUAAGAAUGAAUGUUGUACAGCGCAAGAAAAAUAAAAUA
Drosophila kikkawai is the source of this 6074-nucleotide messenger RNA. It is a transcript of the gene Cep290, whose product is annotated as Centrosomal protein 290kDa. NCBI's taxonomy places the organism in Eukaryota, Metazoa, Arthropoda, Insecta, Diptera, Drosophilidae. Gene Ontology annotation, biological process: non-motile cilium assembly; ciliary transition zone assembly. Gene Ontology annotation, cellular component: ciliary transition zone; centriolar satellite. The record is from RefSeq and is a predicted model, not a curated record.